AGUUAUAACGCCUCUUACUCUUACAUUAUAGUUUAAGUUGAAUUUCAAUUCACUCAUUAUCAGUUUGACACGAAUUCAUUUUAAUCAGUUUCAAAUAUUUAUACCUACAUAGCUAUUUUGGUGAAAUGGAUCGGGUUAAAUGUGCUUAUGAAAACUUGGACACCGAAUCGGAGCAACUUUUAAAUGAAAAUUAUACGAUUCAGUUCAGAAAAAAUAAUAUAAAAUGCGAAGGUUUUUUCUUACCAUUUUCAUUCAAAAAAUUUGCAGAAGCGAUUAGAAAAAUGGAAGUCCGAGAUGAUGAUAUUUGGGUGUGCAGUUUUCCAAAAGCGGGAACAACUUGGGUACAAGAAAUGGUCUGGUGCUUGGCGAAUGGAAAACACCACGAAGAUAUUAGAAAACCCAUCAAUGAUCGAUUCCAAUUCUUAGAAUUCUCCGCUAUACUUGAUUUUACCACAGUUAAAGGGCUUCCAGAAAAUUCGAUAGGAGAUAUCGAGAAACUAGCUUCUCCUCGAUACAUAAAAACUCAUCUACCAUUCAAUCUGCUUCCAGAAAAAUUACAGAAUUUUUCAACCAACGCCAAAGUCAUUCAUGUAAUGAGGAACUCAAGAGAUACGUUGAUUUCAUAUUAUCAUCAUCACAAAUUAUUCCAUGACUACAAAGGAUCUUUUCCUCAAUUUGUGGAGCUGUUUUUCAAAGGAUUAGUAUAUUACGGACCGUUUCCAGUUCAUUUGAAAGGAUAUUUAGCGCUUGAAAAAAAUCCGAAAAUAUUAUUCCUAAAAUACGAAGAAAUGCAAAAAGAUUUGAAAUCAGUAAUCCGUAAAACGUCAAAUUUCAUCGACAAAAGCAUAAGUGAAAGUGAAACGGAAACAUUACUCGAUCACUUAUCGUUUUCUAGCAUGAAAAAUAAUCCAGCUGUGAAUUAUACCAAAAACUUGGAAGAAAGAAAACAACUGAAGUUGGUUGACGACACCGCUUGUGACUUCCAGUGGAUAUUGUUUUCAGGUGGAGUAGUAAAACAAAAACAAAUAUUGACUUGCAGGGGUGCAAGUGGAAAUAUCCUUGCUUGUGUCUAUGCCUCUGGUACAGGCACUGUGAAGACUAAUUUUAAUGGUGAAUGCUAUUAACAUUACGUGACCCAUCUGCUGAGCGAUACCGCACCAUAUUUUGGAAAUUUUUUUUUAGUUUUUUUAGCUCAUCGAAUAUAGUUUUUCUUGAGCUUUCGAAUAGUGAAAAGAGAUUGAAAAAAAGUUUCCAACUGUCGGAGAAAUGAUUUUUAAAACAUUUCAGCUUUUACCAUAUAAGCAAUAAAAUUAAAAAGCCAAGAAAAAUGUAAUUAAAAGUUUAGAAAAAGGGGGGGGGGUUUGAGAAUUUUGAGAAACUAAUAGGCUUACUAUUUCCUAUCACGUUUAUUUAGAUUUUUACAUCGUUUUCCAGAGUUUAUAAUUCUGCAUAUGCAAAAUAGAAACCAUACCAUAUGUCGUAUACCUACCUAAUACGUAUACAGGGUGCCCAGAAAUAUCGAGUACCCCUAAGAAAGUUUUUCAUUAAAAAUAUAGGUUGGCAACGUGAAAUAGAUGCAUAUGAUUGGUGGAAUGUUAUCUCUCCAGUUCAACAACCAAUCAUGUGCUAUCAUUAUUAUCAUUCACUAUGACCAACCAAAGUAUUUUAGUAGAAAACUUUUUUAGGGGUAAGUACUCGAUAUUUCUGGGCACCCUGUACAGUAUACAUACCUACCUAGUUAUCGCCUUUUCGCCGACUAAUGGUAUGAGUUACAAAAACGUGGUUUGGAGGAAGAAGGGAGUGCAUUUUGAAGUCUGGCCAUCAGUAUCAUUGGAAAGUUUGGGGUAUGAAGUACACAAAACUAUCAAAAAAAUAUAUUAUACCUAAUUACCUACCUAUAUAAAUAUUGUUUGCCAUUUUUUCGGAAAUUGUACAGUAUUGAAUUUGCAUUAACCCUACGGCAGAUUCCAUCCAAGUUGGACCAACCACAGAUAUUGCUCCUGUAAAAUAACACGUUCAUUGAUUACAUCAAUUGUUAGGUAAAAAGCAAAAAGCAAAAGCUGUCAAAAAUCAGUAUUUCCUGGGGUAAGUAUAAAAAACAAGAAGUUUAUUCUUUGCUUCAAAAUUUUAAAAUUUGAAUGAUGAUUUUUUUAAAAAAUUCAAAAAAAGCAAAUGAGACCGAGUGAGGCGAGGCCAAAAGCUUUAAAAAUUUAUGUUUUGAGAAGUAAAAAAAAAGUUUCUUUUU
This is a messenger RNA of Planococcus citri (citrus mealybug), 2245 nucleotides long. RefSeq names its product luciferin sulfotransferase-like. The record is from RefSeq and is a predicted model, not a curated record. The transcript is spliced from 6 exons. Gene Ontology annotation, cellular component: cytoplasm. NCBI's taxonomy places the organism in Eukaryota, Metazoa, Arthropoda, Insecta, Hemiptera, Pseudococcidae. The coding region runs from base 126 to 1124 and encodes 332 amino acids. Gene Ontology annotation, biological process: sulfation. Gene Ontology annotation, molecular function: sulfotransferase activity.